CUUUGAUUGGAGUCUUCAUUUCAAAUGGGAGCAUAUGUCAUCAGAACAGAAGUAUAAGAGAAAAGAUCCAACAAUGCCUAUACAGACGCCAAUGAUUGCGGGAGGUUUGUUUGUGAUCAGUCAUGAUUGGUUCGAUAAACUAGGAAAAUAUGACGGCUUGAUGGACAUCUGGGGAGGAGAAAACUUUGAAAUCUCUUUCAGAGUGUGGCAGUGUGGAGGUAGUUUAGAAAUCAUUCCAUGCAGUCGGGUAGGACAUGUCUUUCGCAAGAAACACCCUUAUACAUUCCCAGAUGGAAAUGCUAAUACUUAUAUCAGGAAUACGAGAAGGACUGCAGAAGUAUGGAUGGAUGAAUUUAAGGUUCUUUUUUAUAAUGCUAGACCUUCUGCAAGAGGAAAAUUUUAUGGAGACGUGAGCGAAAGGAAGGAGUUACGGAAACAGCUGAAAUGCCAAUCAUUCAAGUGGUACCUAACCAACGUAUAUCCUGAGCUCAAGAUUCCUGGUCCUAAUGAGUUAGUAUACGGUCAGAUCAAACAAGGUAAUACAUGUUUGGAUUCAUCACCCCAUCCCACUGGCUCGGCAUGGCCUCCUGUUAUGGCUAGAUGCUCAAAGAAACAGAAACAUCAGUCUUGGAUAAUAACAAAAGAUGACACAGUCGAGCAGGAUUCUAUGUGUUUGACUGUCACCUCAACUCAUGAAGACUCACGGGUUUAUAUCUCUAGCUGCAUUCCAAAUGAUAUCAAACAGAAAUGGACGAGAAUGGAAAACUGUCUCCAGCAUACUCUAAGCAAAUUGUGUCUUGAUAAUCAAAUACCACAGAAAGGUCUUAUAGUCAAACAGUGUAACGAAGACUCCAAAACGCAAUCCUGGUUUAUACUACCAUCUUCCACCCUUAAUAGAGAUGAACACUCGCUAAGGUGACCCUAGUGGAACAAGGUCAUAUGUCUGAUCAGGGAGGUAUUACAGGACUAGCAAUUUCAUGGAUGGGGAAAAAAUGUUAUUUUUAUAUUUCAUUAUGAUAUAUCACCUUUAUUGUGCAUUCUACUGUAUGCAUAUACACAUAGUCAGAUUAUAACAGGUUUUGAAUAUCGGAUUGUGCCAAAUAUGGAAAUAAGUAUGUAUAUUUCAGCCUGCAUUCAUACAAGUUUCUGGUGCUUUUGAUAAUGAUUAGCUGCUGAUGUAGACAUUGUUUAUUUUCUUUUGUUAUUUUAUAUUAUUUGUAAAUGAAUAGUAUGUCCUAUUUGUUAUAUACUUUAUUUUUUGUAUUGUUUUGUAUGUAUAGAUUUAAUAUAUUAGCAGUAGACUGCUAGUACCCUUCAUUGGACUGGGGCUGAAAUAAAACAACUCGACCUUUAGAACAAAAUGUCAGAUGCAUCAGAUAUUGCUGGUUCUUUUAACCCAAACCACUUCUGUUUUUUACACAACUUUACUGUGUAUCAUUUUUUUUCUUCUAAGUAGAAAAGAUAAGUUUUAAACAUUUCAAUUGCCAAUCAGUUUUCUUUGAUGGUAUUCUUUGUAUGGUUUUACAUUUUAUUUGAAAAUGCUAUAAAUGUAGGAUAUUACAUUAGCUAAGAAAUAUGGUGAUGAUAAUAGUAUCACAUGAUUUUUACUGCAUAGCAUGUUUAGAUCGAUAUUCUUUGACGUUAUGAAAUUAGGCAUUGCUCGCCAAGCUUGCCAAUAUUUUUGCAUGUGACUCAAUUCACAUCUUGACGGCAUUUCAAGAAGUUAGCGAAAAUAGCAGCUCAUAGAUGUACAGUAAUAGUAUUUCCUGUAUGAAGAGGCUACAUAGUAAGACUAUCUUGACAAGUAUGCUUCACAGACAAUAAUAGGAGUUGCGCUUUCAUUUGAUUUUGUUCAUUCUUAGGAAUUAGAAUUUUAUUCUUUUAGAGGAAUGGUAGAGCUUAGCAAGUGGUCAUUAGAAAAAAUUAUUUUAAAUGAGCUAUAUCUCCCUGAUCAGAUUUUUUUAUAUAUGUAUAUUUGAAUGCGUAUCUCAGGACAAAAGAGGUUUAUUGUAAAAAGAAAAGUGGUUAAUUCACUAAUGGGGUUACCCUGGGUAAACAAAAUAAAUAAAAGUAUGAUCCUCUGUUCUCCGAGGCAUGUACAAUGAAAUUCAAAUCUCAAUUUCAUCAAAAUAAUAUUGUUUCAGCCAAGAGGUUGUUUUUUUCUCUUUUGUUUUUAAAUGACCAGGUUAAAGAAAUAUUCAAUUAUGUAGGACUUGAAUCUGGAAUAUUGAUUUCUUCUUCCAUGAAAAAUAGUUUGGAGAUCAUUCCUAAUCCUGCUAUUCCACUGUAUGUACAGAAUAACAGUAGUUUGGAUUUAAAAAAACUUCUGGAAUGUCAGAAUUCAAGAUAUUUGAUGCAAAUUACUCACAUAUCUAAUUGUGUUUACAUCUUAUAUUUCAUGCAAUGUCAUUUAUAAAAUUUUUAAUUUCAAUUCAAAAUGGAUCCAAAACUCUAAAGAUAAAUCAUUGAAGAUACUGAAGCUUGAGAGGAGACGUUUACACUGACCGGAUGCUCAGGUGGAUUUGAUAAAAGCAGAAAUUUUAGAGAAAAAAAGAUAUUGAAAGGUUGCCGAAAAUCCAUUGAAUUAGAAGAGUUAUAAAUUGUCAUAAAUAAAGUUAUAAACAAAGUUUUUAUUCUGUGAAGUCAUCUGUUUGAGUCGCUGCUGUUCAUGAUGGCAGAGCAUUUUAUCACAGUAAUUUGUAUUCAACUAUGUGUCUGAUUAUAUAUUAAAUGCUCUCGAAAUAGUCGUUUUUUUAUAUAUUGAAAAAAAAAUAUUUAUGGGAUUUUUAUCACAAGAAGAGGAAGUUGCUCACAUGAAAUUUCAUAACUCUUUCAGUCUCAGAUGGACUUUCAUUGAAACAUUAAUGUUGUUUUUUUCUGCUUAUAUCCAAACAUACUUAAUGUCAGGUUGAACUUUCCCUUUAAGACAUAAAAAAUGUAUGUAAUAAUAACUUUACAGAUUGUAUCGUAUCUCAUGUGAUGCAGUCAUGCUUGCCUACUUGCAAUGUAUGCACUAUGUGUAUUCUAUAUUAAUUUCUUUUAUUCUAUUUUUCCUUUUAUGAUUUCUUGCAUACCUUAUUGUGUACAUUUAUUUGUUGGUAAAAUAUAUAUUAUUCAUAAACGCUUGGCUAAUAUUACCUGGUAUUGAUAAAAUGGCAUGCAUCAGCUGCCAUUGUAUAGUUUAUUAAAUUGAAAAGAUUUAUCACUAAAUCUUUUAAAAAACAUUUAUAUAUCAUAGCAGUUUACAAGGAUUUUAAUGAAUAAUUAUUUUGUUUGGUAUCCCCUUUUUUUUAACUUUGUGAAUGAAAAUUUUGAUAUCCACCAUAUGUAUAUCAAGCGCAAAGAAAACCGUUGAUUUUAAUAAACAAUUAUUACAGGUAAGUAUAUUCAGGGAAUUUUCAACCAGUGCUUGAACAUUUUAACUGGCAAUUUGACUACAGUAAAUAGUACUGCAAAGUUUUCAUUUUAUGUUGUAAAUUUGUUGUAUUAUGUAGUUAUUUUCAAUACCCAAGAGAUGGAAUAACACCAUUUUUAGAUAUAUAAACAUUGAAAUUAGACAAAAGUGCAAGUUGAUGAUAAUACGCCUUAAGGAUAUAAGAUUCAUGAGUUGCUCUAAGAGCAGAAUGAAUAUUAUUAUAUGUUGGAUUGUAUAUAGAAUGGACACUUUGAGUGCAAAUUAUUUUAAACAACAGUGCCAUUGGUGUAUAUGUCUUCCGUCAGUUGAUGAAAACUUAGUUAAUAUAUGUGUACUUUGAUAACAGUAUCGAUAAUAAUCCAAUCUUGCCUGUAAUUGUCACAAGACUGAAUAUCUGAAGGGUUUAUUUACAGGAUUGCUGAAACCUAUGAUUGUUGUGAAGAAUUGAAGAAAUGAAUUUUAUCCUCCAUUUUGGGAAUUAAUAUUUGCUAUAAGAAAGGUUAUUUAUUUAUAAAAUGACAUGAUAUUUUGUGGUAAUUUCUGUUAUUGAAAAGGGUACAUAAGGACAUUUUGGGGCCGGGGUAAAAGUAAGCAUUUCAUAUGAAGGGUAGUGAUCAUUAUACCUUACACAUUUUUUUUAAACUGAUUUGUGUAUUGUAAGGAAUAUUUAAUGUUUUUGUGCAAUUACAGAAAUAGAAAAAUAAUACAGAUAUCUGAUUAAAAAAUCAUUUAUUUAAUGUAUUUCAUUGACAUUAAAUAUAACAUGGAAUGUACUU
Messenger RNA from Lytechinus pictus (painted urchin), 4191 nucleotides. Its product is annotated as polypeptide N-acetylgalactosaminyltransferase 16-like. Lineage: Eukaryota; Metazoa; Echinodermata; Echinoidea; Temnopleuroida; Toxopneustidae. Bases 35 to 919 code for a protein of 294 amino acids. Gene Ontology annotation, molecular function: polypeptide N-acetylgalactosaminyltransferase activity. Gene Ontology annotation, biological process: protein O-linked glycosylation. The record is from RefSeq and is a predicted model, not a curated record. The transcript is spliced from 8 exons. Gene Ontology annotation, cellular component: Golgi apparatus.